CGAAUUGCGCCGCCGACACGACAACAAGUUCAGGACGACAGAUCGCCCACCAUGUCUCUCGUAUCCGGAGAGAAGUCGAACUUCCAAUACAUCCUUCGUUUGCUCAACACAAACGUUGAUGGCAAGCAGAAGGUUAUGUACGCCUUGACCAAGAUCAAGGGUGUUGGUCGUCGUUACUCGAACUUGGUCUGCAAGAAGGCCGAUGUUGACCUUACCAAGCGCGCUGGUGAGCUCACCACCGAAGAGCUGGAGCGUAUCGUCACCAUCAUCCAGAACCCCACCCAGUACAAGAUCCCUACCUGGUUCCUCAACAGACAGCGCGAUAUCGUCGAUGGCAAGGAUGCUCAGGUCUUGGCGAACGGUGUCGACAGCAAGCUCCGUGAGGAUCUUGAGAGACUGAAGAAGAUCCGCGCUCACCGUGGUCUCCGUCACUACUGGGGUCUCCGUGUCCGUGGUCAGCACUCCAAGACUACUGGUCGGAGAGGCCGUACCGUCGGUGUCUCCAAGAAGAAGGGAUAAACAAUUCGCCUCACAAUGGGUUUGGUUUGCGUGGGGGUUCUGUGGGCGCGUGUCUUCUCAUGAUGUACUGCAGAAGCUCAUGGUUGAGCGCCUUACAAAUGGAUACUUGUUGUACACAAAAAGUCUUGGUGUCAAUUUCGAGUUUUGGGAGCCAAUCCGGAUGAUUUUCAUGAUGCCCGAAAGAUUUUUUAUCGCAUGCGACUCGAUCUUCAUUGCCUCGCUCGAACCGAACAACCUUCCACCGAUCUCGGAUUUAGAGAGGAAGGAAGCGAUUCAGCCGUGUUCCACUGGCUGGAGCAGUAUUUCUCAAUUUCGAUCGACAGAAAUGAUGUCUAUCCCAUCCCACCCAUAUACUCAGCACUUUCUCUCUUUCCUGGCUGCAUAUGUUUGAAAAAUGUGCACCUCCACUGGAGCAAAAAUGGCUCAUCAUUUCCCAUAAUAAUCUGAUUUUCCCGAAUAAUUGAUCCC
Molecule: messenger RNA, 987 nt
Organism: Xylona heveae TC161
Lineage: Eukaryota; Fungi; Ascomycota; Xylonomycetes; Xylonales; Xylonaceae
Product: ribosomal protein S13
Exons: 3
Coding region: 52-519 (155 amino acids)
Biological process (GO): translation
Cellular component (GO): small ribosomal subunit; ribosome; cytosol
Molecular function (GO): RNA binding; structural constituent of ribosome
Source: RefSeq, a predicted model, not a curated record